This is a messenger RNA of Linum trigynum, 3124 nucleotides long. NCBI's taxonomy places the organism in Eukaryota, Viridiplantae, Streptophyta, Magnoliopsida, Malpighiales, Linaceae. The record is from the annotation of a GenBank genome assembly.
UAAUCACGUCAUAAUCCCACCCACAACAACCCACAAUUAAAUAAUAACUAUUAUUAAAUUAAUGCACAUGACAUUAAUCCUAUACAUCUUUCUUAUUUGUAAUUAGUUGCUUUUAUUUCAACAUGUAUAUAUUAGGUUGCACGAUUGCAUAAGUUACCAAUGGACUACUACGAUGAGGAACUUUUUCAGGAGUAUAGGAAAACUAGCUGGGAAGGUUUAUCAAGAUGGAUGAGGCCACAAGGCUAGCGAUCAGAGGGCAUUUCGCUAGAAUAUGUGUCGAAGUCAACUUGGCGAAACCUUUGAUAUGCAAAUAUCGUCUGAAAAGGAGAACACGCCGAGUUGAGUAUUAGGGCUUACGCAAGAUUUGCUUUGAAAUGUGGUCGUUAUGGGCAUGAGCAAGAAGUGUGCCCAUCGAAAACCCUAGCAACACCAACGGAAGCGGAUUUCCUUGGAGCACAUGUUCCACCCAACAAGCUUACCAUCGAGCAAGAACGCCCGGAGAUACAUGAGAGCUACGAGACACUUAUAACAGCAAAAAUAUAAGAAUUCGAAUUACAUUAUGCAUAUAUGUACUUUCCCCCCGAAAAAUUUCAUAUAAAUUCCUCGUCAACCAUUAGAUAGAAUGAGAAUGAAUUUUGCAUUACUAUUUCGGAGUUUCACAAGAGAGAUAACAUUAGGCAUCUUUCGAUAUUAAUUAGACUUGAGAACAUCAAAAUGGAAUGAUUAUCCAUCCAAUUUUGCAUUGUUAUCGUCAUCAUAUACUUAAAUGGAGAGAAGUAAUAAGAGAAGAAAAUCACGAUUAGGGGUGGGAGUCCUUAAAUAAUAAGUGCCUAAUAAGUAAUAAGAUGAUGAUAUUGUUAUUAGAUUUGGAUAAGUGUCUUCCACAUCGAUGACUCGGCCAUCACUUUCGGCUGGUGCUUUGUCGUUCCCACCACACGGGUGGCCUGCUUAUUGCUUUAACCUCCACGUGUCCACACCACCGAUUUUUGUUAUCUUCCUCACAGUCAAAACGGUAAGACUAACAAGGUUGGACGUCGUGGGAUCUAUCGUUGGACCUUUCACAAUGGACUAUUUGAUAAAAACACAUGGUUUUUGUUAUUAUUUGAUAUUCGGGCGAUUCCUGUUUUGCGAUGUUUUUGGAAUUGCUUGUGCAUUUUUUGGCAUUUUUUAUAGGGGUUUUGGGUGUUAUUUGAGUAUUUCAGUAGUGGGAUUAAAUGACAGAUAGUUUAAGGGAAGUAUGGGUGGAGGGCGGUCGGUUCGGUUAUAACUGAAAACUGAAGGGUCGGUUAUUGGUUAGCCGAACCGUCCUCUUCUCCCUACCAACCGAGCAUCCCUCCUCGAUUAAUCGACUACCGAUCAGUCGGUUAUCGGUUGGUUUGUCGGUUAGCCGUUGUAACCGAAAAUUGCCUGGCGCGGAGGAAGGAAGGUGUCGCCGAGCUUGGGGUCGCCGCUGUCUGGGAUGGAUGAAGGUGCGGAGGAGACGGAGUUGCGGUCUGGGACGGAGGGAGGCGUGAAGGAAGGGGUCGCGGAGCCUGGGGUCGCUAGGGAUUGGAGGGGUUCGCCGAAACUGGGAAGUUUGUGGAUGGUGGAGAGCGGAGGUGAACGAAGGGUGUGGGGUGGUUGCGGUUUGGAGGAGGAGGAUGAUAAAUGGAAGGAAGAAUUAGGGUGGGCGGGGAUGGGGGUAAUUGUUUAUGAGACAAAACGGUGAGGUUUUGGGUAGGUCGGUUACUUUCGGUUAGGCGGUUAUCUGCGGUUAAUAACCUCCGAUUAGUCGGCUAACCAAAAAGCCCCGCUCUUUCACUGAUGACCGACCGACUGACAUAACCGUUGUUUUUCGGUUAGCUGCUAACCGAUUACCGAACGACCACCCCUACAGAGAAGUAUCCCGGAUUAUAUGUUCUGUAAAUUGUGGACUUGAGUCAUUAAUCAAUAACCUGUAAUUUUCCUAAACCUACUGCUUGAUGUGUUUGUUUCUUAGAUUUGAGUUACUCUCUACAGACUUCAUGUUUCCUUCAAAUUGUGUGGAACACCUGUCUUGUGAUUGUUGUUAUGAAGAUACUUAAAAGUAUGGUAUCAUUCUUAUACUAUUCUAUCACCUUCAACGUCCAGAAAUCUUACCACAAAACAAUUUCGUAUUGUAGGCCGUUGUUGUCCAUUAUUAUUUCUUUUAGUGUAGGUAGAAGGUAAGUGCGUCGUCUAGUCAACUAUUUGUCGAAAGAGAUUUCUCAAUUGCGAAAAACAGUAAUUGUUUUCUCCAAAUCACUAUAUAUAUAUAUAUAUAUAUAUAUAUAUAUAUAUAUAUGGUGGCUACUUCGGUGCACUCACUUUUUUGGGUGCACUGAACGCACCCACUUUCUUUUUUAAUCUUAACCGUUAAAUACAUCAACGGUUACAAUAAUUUGAUUUUUUUAAUAAUUAAUUAUUAACUAAUAAACUAUAUUAUAUUUAUUAAAUUAAUUUGAACUUAUUGAUAUUUGCAAUUAAACCCCUAACAUUAAUCCUAUUGUUCGUCGUUUCUUUUCCUCGCUUCCACCGUCAGUAAUUUCCCGGUGGGAGGUGACGAUUAGUUUCCAGUGCCUGGCAUCAUCCUCCUCCGACACUAAUCCAUCACAGGCUAUUCUUGCAUGCUCAACAUGGUAUCAGAGAAGCAAGCAAGACGAGAGCAAAUAACAUAACCGGAAGAGCUUAGUAGAUAAUCAAACCAGAGACCUAGUAAUUAACAGUAAACCAAUAGAGAAGAGAUACAGAAAACGAAGUUUAAUAAUAAAGUAGACACAACAAAUGAUAAAAUUGGACCAAAAAAACCACUAACUAAUAAAAUUGAAGUAGAACAGCAACAAACAGAAAUCAGUAAUCAUAAAAUUGAACCUAGGCCUAACAACAUAAACAAAGUCGACGACAACCUGCAAAAAGAGAGCAGAUUAGAAAAGGUGAAGAUGAUGGGUCACCGUUCUGCCACGAAAACUGGCAACAAAAAGUGAGAGAGUGCCCCUCUAGCAAGCACAAACCAGAAGCACAAUUGGAAUCAGAUCAACCAGAAAUUGAGGAAACCAAGCUUCGGAAAUUAGAUUAAGAAUAGAAAAUCAGUCAAUGAGGGGCCUUUUAAUAAAUAAUUAUAAUUUAU